CAAUUCCCACGUCACCCUUGUGUACCGCUGCCGCUUCAGCUUCCCAAGGACGUCCUACACCCAACGCACUCCAUGUUUACCAGCCUGUAGCCCAGAGAGCGCUGGCCGUCCUAGUCUCCUCCGUCUCCGCCUACGGCCCAAACUUGAGCGCCGCACAAUUAACACCAUCCCACUUCCGAGGUCAACGUCCCACUCCAGGCCAACCCCAUGGCCUUCCUCUUCCGGAACAAAGCAAAGAGCAAUGCGGAGCUCGUCAAGUCGACCAAGGAGCUCGUGCUCAAGCUGAGCGAGGAUCAGAAGCUGAAUCCUAAGAUAGAAGAGGAAUUGGCCAAGAACCUGCACCAGAUGAAGACAAUCCUCCAGGGCACGACCGAGAUAGAAGUCAGUCCCGAAUCCGUGCACCAGCUGCUCGCCAUCAUCGUGCAGGAAGACCUUCUGUACCUGCUCGCCAACAAUAUACACAAGUUACUCUUUGAAUCCCGCAAAGACGCUCAGGUGAUCUUUUCAACCGCCUUCCGAUAUAAGGCCCCAGGUGCCACAGAGCCGCAGGUCCUGCACCAUGUCAUACAAUACCGGCCGGAGAUCAUAAUAUCAUUAUGCAGAGGCUACGACAGGCGCGAGAGCGCGAUGCCAUGCGGCGGGGUCCUGCGGGAGGCGCUCAAGUACGACGCGAUUGCUGCGCUGCUGCUGUAUGACGAACCCACGCCAGAUGGAAAGACCAGGGAUCUUGCAAGCGUCAAUCCCGACAUUCCAUCAUCGGGCAAAGGGGUAUUUUGGAGAUUUUUUGAUUGGAUAGACAAAGGCGCUUUUGAGGUCAGCGCCGAUGCAUUCAAUACGUUCCGGGACAUCUUGACCAAACACAAAUCCCUCGUAGCAACCUAUCUGCAAACCAAUUUCGACAUGUUCUUCGAAAAAUACAACACGAUUCUGGUCCAGUCGGAGAGCUACGUCACGAAGCGACAGUCGAUCAAGCUUCUCGGGGAAAUCCUGCUCGACCGGGCCAACUACAAUGUCAUGACGAGAUAUGUGGACUCGGGCGAACAUCUGAAGAUCAUCAUGAAGCUGCUGCGGGACGACAGACGGAUGAUCAACUACGAGGGGUUUCACGUCUUCAAGGUGUUCGUGGCUAACCCCAACAAAUCCGUGGCAGUGCAACGGAUCCUGAUCAGUAACCGGGAGAAGCUGUUGCGGUUCCUGCCGACUUUUUUGGAGGACCGCACCGAGGAUGACCAGUUUAUCGACGAGAAGAGUUUUUUGAUAAGGCAGAUCGAGCAGCUACCGCCUGCGCCCGUCCCACCGCCAACUGCAUCAUGAUAAUGGGGUCACUGGGGGCAUGUGCUUUGUGGUGAUUUUUUGUUUUUCUUCGCACAGCAUCGAAUUGGCGUUUUGGCGGCUUGGUCUAGCAGCAAAGCACUCCACGCACCUGCUCUUCCUGUUUGGGCGCUCUGCUUAGCAGCGCAAUACCUAGGUAGUAGAUGAAGACAUCUAAGUGCGUACAGGAUGGCAGCCGAAGAUCUGACUUGGCGGCGCGCAUCCGAUCGAUCGGUGUAAGCGCAUGGGGAAACGGCCACGCUACGUUGUUGAGCUGGCUAGGUUGUUCUCAGAUAUGGAGAUGGAGGAAGUUUUGAGCCCCUCCCCUUCUCCCGCUUGCAUCAAGAAGAUUAUCGCAGUGCGUGAGGUUGCAGCUAUCAUCAGUACUACUGGGAAUCCC
Molecule: messenger RNA, 1711 nt
Organism: Westerdykella ornata
Lineage: Eukaryota; Fungi; Ascomycota; Dothideomycetes; Pleosporales; Sporormiaceae
Product: Mo25-like protein
Exons: 5
Coding region: 208-1314 (368 amino acids)
Biological process (GO): intracellular signal transduction
Molecular function (GO): protein serine/threonine kinase activator activity
Source: RefSeq, a predicted model, not a curated record